AUGUAUGCGAGCACGAUGACAAUUGAGGCUCGACGGUUAUUCUCAGCCUACUGGAGUUUUGAUCUCCAGGCAUUAUUAAAAUGGCAAUUUGCUCAUAUCACACCAAAAGACCAUUUCCACAAAGUAGACCAGAUUAUCCUACGUACCAUAAUUAAGGUUGGGCUAGUUUCUCAACGUCUGCUAGAACAGCAAAGUGUAUUGGUCAAAAUGCAUAGGGUCGAGCGUCAGUGUCGACAUUUCGGUCUCAUCUACUGUGAAUUGGUCACCCAAGCCGAUGAAGGCAUCAGUCCUUCCCCCUCUUCUUCCUCCUCCAACUCCCCAGCAAAAACUCCCACUCCCGAUUUGAGUAUCCUGCUAAGCACCUUGAAAAAACUUCAAGAAGGUCUCAAUGCUCUUGUUCAAGGCCAACUCAGUGAUAGAUCCAUAAAUCAGAUGAAUGAGGUCUUUGGGGAGCUUCAGGAUCCAUCCCUUUGGAACCGUAUCCUUGAUCGAGCCAAUUCGACCCCUCAUGAAUGGAACCUGGCAGUGAAACUACGUGAUUCAUUUCACAAUAUUAUUGAAGCAAAACUUCUAUGA
This is a messenger RNA of Rodentolepis nana, 576 nucleotides long. NCBI's taxonomy places the organism in Eukaryota, Metazoa, Platyhelminthes, Cestoda, Cyclophyllidea, Hymenolepididae. The record is from the annotation of a GenBank genome assembly.